UGCACAUCCUGAUAUAUAAACCAUAAGUUCAAUCCUUUUAUUCAGUUUUGCUUUAGCACUCUAGCAUCAACAUGAAGUUUUUGGUUAUUGCUGCCUGUGUUGCCACAACUACUUCCAUGCCCCAAGGGUUCUAUGGUCUCCAGACUCAUCCCAAUGGUGCUGUAACUCCUCUUGAUGAGCCUCGUGUUGCUGCUGCCAAAACCGAGCAUUUGGCUGCUCAUGGAGGUUCUCAUGAAGGUUCUUAUGGAUAUGAGCAGAGCUUCUAUGGUCUGGUAGCUCAUCCAAACGGAGCUGUUGUUCCCGUUGAUGAGCCUGCAGUACAAGCUGCCCGUGCUGAUCAUCUUAGUAGCAAGGGAGUUGAGAGUGGUCUGCACAAAGACGUUUACAAUGGAUUAUCACACUCUGAAGUUGCCUACAAUAGCUACAACGGACCCAUCCAUAUUCCGACCCUUGUUGCUCAUCCCAAUGGGGCUGUCACCCCUGCUGAUGAACCUGCUGUUCAAGCUGCACGUGCUGAACAUCUGGCUGCUUAUGGAGAAGUUUACAAAGGAGAGCCUACUGGUGCCCAUGCUAUUCCUUAUGGUUAUGAGCAGAGCUUCUAUGGUCUAGUAGCUCAUCCCAACGGAGCUGUUGUUCCUGUUGACGAGCCUGCAGUCCAAGCUGCCCGUGCUGAACAUCUUAAUGCCAAGGCUGCCUAUGGCCACUAAGCAAGAACCAAUUAGUCUGUUACCUUUCUGAUAGUCUGAGUAAAGCAAAACAAAACUGUGAAAUAGUCAAUAAAUCAGAUUAUAAAAACAAAA
Eurytemora carolleeae is the source of this 800-nucleotide messenger RNA. RefSeq names its product cuticle protein 5. The transcript is spliced from 2 exons. The record is from RefSeq and is a predicted model, not a curated record. The coding region runs from base 72 to 707 and encodes 211 amino acids. NCBI's taxonomy places the organism in Eukaryota, Metazoa, Arthropoda, Copepoda, Calanoida, Temoridae.